Cryptosporidium muris RN66 is the source of this 7224-nucleotide messenger RNA. RefSeq names its product HECT domain-containing family protein. The transcript has a single exon. The record is from RefSeq and is a predicted model, not a curated record. Gene Ontology annotation, molecular function: ubiquitin-protein transferase activity. The coding region runs from base 4 to 7224 and encodes 2406 amino acids. NCBI's taxonomy places the organism in Eukaryota, Apicomplexa, Conoidasida, Eucoccidiorida, Cryptosporidiidae.
AUGAUGGUAUAUAAAGGAAUAUUUUCAUUUUUAUUGAGCAUAUUACUAGUGGUACUAUCAUUACCUGAACAAAUUUCUGGAAGACCAUUUGUACCUGAAGUAAUUCACGAUAUAUCUUUUGAAAAUAUUAGUUAUGCUCUCUAUAAAAAAAGCAGCGACCUUGCUAUUCAGGAGUUUCAAAAUAAUGGGCACUAUGCAGGGUAUAGACUUGACAUCAAUUAUAUACAAGCAAAAUCUUUUGCAAUUAAAUUAAAUCAAGAUGAUACUGUUUUUAGAUCAAUGAUAAGUGCUAAUAUGAUGAUAAAGUUGGAAGAUCCCUUAAUGAGCUGUCAAUUUUUGUGGAAUUACGUUAGAAUAAAAUAUAAACUAUUUUUAACAGAGAAAAAUAUAUUUGAUCUUUGGAAGGAAACCCUUGUAAUGUUAAAUUAUAUUGUUCCAAAUGAACUCAGUUAUUCUCCAGAAUAUGCUAUUAUGAUUCGAUCUCGUCCAAUUGGAUCAUAUGUUGCAAAUAAGUUACCUAAUUUUCCUACUAAUGAUGAUUUUUUAUUACUAAUCAGCUUGAGUUCAUUAAUAUAUAGGAAUGGGAUAUUUGCAAUUGAUUUAACUGGUGAAAAUUUUGUUCUUAACUCUGAAAAAUCUCUAUUAAGAGAAAAUAUGACUCCUCUUGCAUAUUCAAAUGUUAAAUUUUAUAUUCCAAUUCUUCUUGAGUUAUAUCCCCCAAGUAUAUUAUAUAGUCAAACUUUUACAUCGGUUGGAUUUGUUUACAGGAUAAUAUAUUAUUGUAUAGGAGCUAUCUUUACUGUGGAGGAUGCCUGGCACAUAUGGGCCAAUGUUUUACUUUGGGGAGGAGGAGGUUAUUUACCAAGAUACUUAAGAAGUUAUGAUAAUCAAAUUCUUUUUCAGCAUGAGAAAGAUCCAUUUCCUUUAGAUAGAAAUAUCCUUAUAGUAUUAGAAAGGUUUGGAGCAAUUCAAAAACCCCAAUGGAAUAUUAGAUUUCCUCCUUUUAAUGCAAGUGAGUUGCAUCCAGUAUCUAAAUUUUUGAAUUUACAAGGAUUCCCAAUUCCUUCUAAGUCAUCAAAAGAUCUAUCAGCUAUUAUAAGUAUUUAUCAGAUUUUUCAUUUAUUUUUGAAUAGAUUUAUAAGUAUUAAUAUGGCUUGUAAUAUCUGGUUUGUAGUUAAAAGAUGGGUCGGUAUGACUGAAACCCUAGAUCUAUAUAAUUUUGACAAAAUUAUUAAUAAAAAUAAUAUAUAUAGUAGUACUAUAUUUAACUAUAAAUAUAAAAGUAAAUAUAAUAUUAAUGGUUCUGAUUUGGAAAGUAGGAAUUUUAUACAUUUUCCAAAAUGGAUAGAUGAAUUUACUUAUGUCGAUAUCAAUAGCCAAAAAGUUAAGAAACUUCUUGAUGAUCUAGAAAAAAAAUUCCCCUAUUAUAUAACAUGCCCAAAUGGUAUACUAGUUGAACGGCAAGAAUACAAAUCUGUAAAAUCUAUAGAGAUGCCUCUGACAUCUUUCUAUAAUCGUAAAAGUGAUAGACUUGCUUUAAGUUUAGCAAAGGUUCUGCAUGAAUGGAUUCCUUCCAUAAGUUUUAAUGAUAUUUGCAAUAUAGCUAAAACACUUGCAGUUAGACUCCCCCCUUUGGGUACACUAAAUUCUGAUUUUAUAGUUAGGAGUAAAGCUAAAUUGUGGAAUACACCAAAACUUAAGCCUUCUGAAAAACCCUACUAUAUUCAGUACUGUGUUUACUCACUAGAACAGUUAAUUAGACAGAACUUACAAAGUACCAACUUAAAUUUAACUCAAAACUUUUCAGGAGACUAUUUUGAAAAGAAAUGUUUGGAAGCAUAUAAAACUCAAAUUUCAUGUUCUGUAUCUUUUCCCUUUGCAGUUACACCAGAUGUUCAAGAUAUUUACGAUAUUUACGCUGGAAAUUUAGCAUCAGCAAUGGCUUCCUUAUUUCAUGGAGAAGUACUUUCUUUAAAAGAAGUUGCAGGUACUAUUUGGGAUGGAAUGUUAGAAGCAUUUCCUUCAAGACAAAUACCAACGCUCAUACGUUUACAUAACCCGUGGUUUGAGCCAAAAGAACUAUGUGCUAUAUCAGAAUAUUUCCUAAGUAUCGGGAUUAAAUAUAGAAGUACUCAUCUCAUUAAAAAUAAAUUGGAAAAAUUUUUUUAUAAAAAAAGAGAAAUUUGGUCUUUUUUUCAUCCUGAACUUCCUAUUCCCCCACAAAGAAUUGAAGAAAAUAUGAAAUCUAAACUAAGUAUCUAUAUUCCUCCUAUAGAUUCAUACAACACAGAUGUAUGUCCUAAAAACUCUGAAAAAAAGAAAAAAUUAGAUAAAAGUGAAAAUUGGAAUCUAACAGAACGUCAAAUAAGUGGAAUGAUAUUUAGGGCUGUCAACAACAAAGUUAACUUCAUGAAUAUAUGCGUCAAACAGAUGAAUAUACUUUUUAAUGAUAACAGAAUUAAUUGUUAUCCAAAGAUGAAAUCUGGAAAUUAUUAUCAAAUCUAUUUUAAUACUAUUCGUAAUGUUAGAAACUCUUUUAUCAAAAAAUUAUUUAAGUCAUAUUCAGUUAAUAAAAAAAAGUAUAAUUUGGCUGAGUUAUUAUCUUUUAACGGCGAAACUAUCCAUUCAAAAGCUUCUUUAUAUAUGCAACAGUUUUCAAAAUAUGACUUAUUAAUUAGAUUUGAAGAGAAUAUUCAAAGAUUGUUCAAAUGGUAUAUAUACAGCUCUUGUAAUAUAGCAUUUGAGGUAAUGAAUAGGCGAGAUAUAAAUGGAAAUUUGUUUAUAUAUACAGGAGUUGAAAGUCCUAAAAAAAAAGUUAAUUUUGAGAUUUCCCCUGUAAUUUUUCCUUUUAACAAUGAAAAAGUUUCUCAGAAAAAUAAGGCAUUAUUUGUUGAUGAUAUUAAUCAGUCUCAAAUGAAUUCUAUAAAUGAAGCAGUUAAUUAUGGAUUAAAGUAUAUUCUUGGUGAUCAAUCUGCAACUUUUAAUUUUCAAAAAGCAGUCUUACUAGAUAAUAAUUUACAAUUUAUGGUGGAAAUGGGCUGGAAUCUUGAAUUAAAUGCUUUAGAUCCAGAUUUCAUAGUUAAAAAUGCAAAUUUUCUUUAUUACUAUAUGAUAUCUUCAAAUAUUUUUUUGAGUACUUUUCAGAUCUACAAAAUUGUAAGUAUUGCAUGUGACAUUAUAGCUUGUGCUUAUCAAAAACAAUAUGAGGAGAUAGACAAUUCUAAAACAGGAUUUUAUAUAGAUUCACUUCAAAUAAAAACUUUGACUCAUGUUAAAGAUAGUUUAGAUCAAGAUGCUUAUCAACAAUAUAUUCAAUAUUGGGAUAAAUUACUCAAUAAUAAUUCACAGAUACUGGUCUUACUAGAACUUGUAUUGAAAGAACGAGUCUAUAAAUAUAAUGUACAGGAUAUUUGGGAUAAUUGGAAAGCCAAAUAUAUCAAACUUAAAAUGGCUAAAAAAAUUGUUGAAACUAUUAAAGCUUCAACAUUUACAAAUUUAUCUUUAAUUGAAAAUAGCAUGUAUUGUCUUGAAAAACUAGCGUCUGAUUUUGAAACAAAACCAAAUAUUGCUGUUAUUGGAUGCAAAUCGCAAGACUUACUAGGGUAUUGUAGUAAUGAUAGUCUUCUCGAUGGAGUCAUUGAACUGGCCUUUGCAAAAGCUAUUUAUUCAUUUGUUUCUGAGUCCAGAAUAAGUGAUGACAAAGCACUAGGAUCUGGAGAUAUAAAUUCUAGUGAUAUUUAUAAGUCUUUAUAUAAAGAUAUAGAAGAUAAUAAUAAUACUUUGUGCCAAAUAGUUAAAAAACUUGUAAUAUUAUACAAGCUACCAAAUUUUAUUUACAACUGUCUGAUUACCUUGAUGAAUGAAACAUCCUUUUUACAGUAUAUCCUUAAUUUAUUUCUAAAGAUCCCCACUGUAGAUUAUAAUAUGGCAUUUCAUAUUUGUUCAAAUAUGCCUCUGUCAAGUAAAUGUACUUCAUAUUCAGAUACAGAUUCUAAACAAGAAUAUGGAGAAAUUGCAGAUAUAAUAAAGGGGGAAUUCAUGAAAUUCCAAAGUGAAUAUGUUAUUCACUUUCCACCCGAAUCAUUUUGCUCCUUGGCAAGUUUAUUGGCUUCUGCUCCCACUUUUGGUUCCUGUGUUGAUUAUGUUACCGAUAGUAUCUCAAAAUAUAAAACAUUUUAUUGGCCGGAAAAUAUCGGUUAUUCUAUAUGUUUAAAACUCAAAAGAUGGCCUCUUCGUUGCUCCCAAGAGAAAUUUCCAUUUCACUCACUAAUAGUUUUGAGAUUCCAAAAUCUAAUGAAAAUUGAAGAAAGUAAAAUUGUAGAAGCUGGACUUGAGUCAUUAAAUAACAAUGGAAAUACGCUUCUGAGUAACUUAUUAGAGAUGGGCCAGUCUGUGCAGACAUUAGCUUUUAGAGUCCUUUGCACUAUGUUUGAAAAGGAACGCUACAAUCAGAAUCUCUAUUAUAAAAGUAAAACAUUUCAAGAAGACGAUACUAAAUUGCUAUUAAAUCCUCAUCAUUUUUGCCAUGAGAUUUAUUACCCAAAGCUUACUCUAAAAGAUAUAUAUAGUCACCUAAGGCAAGAUUUAGCCUCCAAAAUUACUAAAGCCUGUAUGGAGGUUUUAGAUACUAUUUUAAAUGAGAUUAAUAAGGAAAAGCUAAGUAUUGAAUAUACAAGAAGGAAUGAAAUUCCAUUAUAUUGGACUAAUAAAACUAACAAUCUACUCCCAUACUAUAUGAAACCUUUGGGAAUUGUCCAUCAGCUUAUUGAACUGUUUAUUCUACCUCCAAAAGUCACUGUAAUUGUAGUUUCACUUUGGAAAGAGUUUGAACAAUUUCAAAAUAUUCAAGAUCCUAAAGAUAUUCGAGAAAAGCUUUAUUUUUUGAUCCCUUUUGGAGCUAAAAUUUCAAUUAUUAAUGUUAAUUCAAGUCUCAAAUCAUUUAUUAAUACUUGUGAACAUAUUUUAAUUUAUCUACUUCAAACUUCUAAUGAUAGAAGACGUGAAACUUGUUUUAAAAUAUAUUCGUUAACUGUCUAUAAUGAUACACUUGUAAACUUCAUAUAUACUAUGUAUGCCACAAAUCUUCAAGCUAUGAAAAUUUAUACUUCUUCAUUUACUAGUGAAAAUCCUUUACUCACUAUGGUGGAGUAUAGAAGUAAAAUCUUGCGUAGUGAUACCUCGCUACGUAUUCAAACUUUAUAUCAGCAUAUGCUAGUUAACUACAUUGAUUAUUCCAUAAAUAAAUCAAUUAAUAAAGAUAUAUUGCUUAAAAAGGAAAAUAUCAAAUUAAUAACAAAAUCUAAGGUUUUUACUCAAGAUUAUAUUAAUUCAAAUAAAUAUAUAGCUAAUGGACUAAAAAUGUUUCUUUUAUUGAUUCAUUUAAGAUUAUCUUCUGCAUUUUCCAGGAAGAAUACCUAUACUUUUCAAAACUCAAUACCGAAAUAUCUUCCAAAUAUACACAAUUUCUUACCUUCACAUCUGGCUUUUCAAAUUAUAGACUCUGAUAGGUGUGUAAAUAUGCUACAUGAAAACUUUAUUUUCCCGUCAUUCUCGGAAAUUCCAGAUGAUUUAGAAGAAAUGGAAAAUACUGAAAAAAAUGAUAGUGGUGAAAAACAUCUAAGUACUAAGAGUAAAAGUUUUAUUCUAUUAGAAAAUAAUGAGGAAAAAGACUUGAAAUCUGAAGAAUAUACUGAAAACAAUCAAAUUAACCAUAUAUGUAAAUUAUUAAGAAAGGGUAUCUCCCAGAGUGAGUUGAAAGGUUAUUAUAGUAAAAUUUUAAUGAGGAUGCUGUUUCAAACUUACCUAUUACAAAUUUCUCCCAAUUACCCCUCCAAAAGUGUCGAAACUGUUGAAAUACAAAAAUCGAAGUAUACUCUGCUUGAAGCUAUAUUGUUCUUUUCUAAAAGAUCCCCUAAGGAGCUUACUAAAAGUUUUAAUUUUCACUGGUCUGACUCUUUUCUUAAAGGGGAUGAAGAAAAUAAUAUUUUUACUCAUUAUCAGACAGUCCCUGAAAUACUCACUUGGUCCAGAAUGAGAAAAUUUUGUCAGAUUAUAAGCAGACAAUUAACUCAUGAAGAUUUUUGGGAAGAAAAUCCUUUUUUAGAGUGUAAAUAUGUUGAUUCAAGUGGAAAUCCCCUUGCUAGUUCUAAGCCCAACUUUAGUGAAAUAAAUAAAGUGAAUGUCCUAUGUUAUAUUAAACCAAAAGAGAACAUUGAGGGAGAUAUAGAUGCUCAAAUAACUCAUCCUAUUACUAAAAAAAUAUUCGGAUUUCUUAAAUAUGGAGAUAAAUCCUAUGGAUCAACAGAAAAUGAGCUUAAUUUAGAAAUACCAGAUGUUCUGAUGCGUGUUUUAGGACGUAUAUAUGGUUUCUGUAUACUCAACGAGACACCUAUGAAUCUUAAAUUACCUACAAUUUUUUUUAAAAAAAUAGUUGGUGAGUCCCUAAAUAGACAACAAGAUGCUGUAAUUUUAAAUAAUAACAUUGCAAAGUAUAUUGCUGUAUUAAAAAAAGCAAAAAUGAGUAUUACAGAUAUGAAAGAAAAAAAAAUAGUCAGGUAUGGAGUUGAUAAGGCACUAGAAUAUUAUAAGAUUAAAACCCCUCUUUUAUUUGAAAUCCCAAAGCAUAGAAAGUAUUCUCAAACUGAAGUAGAACCAUUUGAAAUUCAUAAUACAGCCUUAUUAGAAGUUUAUAUAUACAUACUCCAAAGGUAUUAUAUGGAGGAGUAUGCCGAAGAUGAAAUAGAAAAUUUCCUUACUGGAAUUUAUGAUAUAAUUCCCAAGAGAUUCUUCUAUAUGUUUAAUUCAGAAGAGUUACAAGAAUAUAUACAAGGAUCUAGAAUGAUGGAAUUUGAACCUUUUAAGGAAAUUGAAAGAAUACCGGAGUACUUUUAUGCUGAAUCUGAAGAAUUUAAACUUUAUCACAAAAAAUUGAUUAUCGAUUAUUUCUUCAAUGUAAUUAAAUUUCAUAUCUCGAGUUCUCAGUUGGACAUUUUCUGGUCUUGUUUUACAGGUACUACUGGAUAUGGUAUUCCUGGAGCUUUGCAAGGUAAGAUCAGAAUUAUGGAAAUUCCACAAAAAAAUGAGUAUGGUGAUUUACAAGAGAUCAAGAUAGAUCCAAACACACUCACAAUAUAUCUCCCAGCAUACUUAAAUUUAGAAGAAAUGAAGAUUUACGUCAAUAAGGUGAUAGAAAAGUGUGACAAGUCUAAUAAAGGAACGAAAUAA